Molecule: messenger RNA, 1236 nt
Organism: Cynocephalus volans (Philippine flying lemur)
Lineage: Eukaryota; Metazoa; Chordata; Mammalia; Dermoptera; Cynocephalidae
Product: sorbitol dehydrogenase-like
Exons: 1
Coding region: 49-1122 (357 amino acids)
Biological process (GO): D-sorbitol catabolic process
Molecular function (GO): L-iditol 2-dehydrogenase (NAD+) activity; zinc ion binding
Source: RefSeq, a predicted model, not a curated record
UCACGCGUCCUGCGGACUCCAGCUUCCACCCGGGAGCGAGGGAGCGACAUGGCAGCCGCGGCCAAGCCUGAGAACCUCUCUCUGGUGGUGCACGGCCCCGGGGACCUGCGCCUGGAGAACUAUCCCGUGCCUGAACCAGGCCCAAAUGAGGUGCUGCUGAAAAUGCAUUCUGUUGGAAUCUGCGGCUCAGAUGUCCACUACUGGCAGCAUGGUCGAAUUGGUGAUUUUGUUGUGAAAAAGCCAAUGGUGCUGGGGCAUGAAGCUUCGGGAACAGUCGUAAAAGUGGGAUCACUGGUAAAGCACCUAAAACCAGGUGAUCGCGUUGCCAUUGAGCCUGGUGCUCCCCUAGAAACCGAUGAAUUCUGUAAGAUUGGCCAAUACAACCUGUCACCAUCCAUCUUCUUCUGUGCCACGCCACCCGACGACGGGAAUCUCUGUCGGUUCUAUAAGCACAAUGCAAAUUUCUGCUACAAGCUUCCUGACAGUGUCACCUUUGAGGAAGGAGCCCUGAUUGAGCCACUCUCUGUGGGGAUCCAUGCCUGCCAGCGAGGUGGGGUCACCCUGGGGAACAGGGUCCUUGUGUGUGGAGCUGGGCCAAUCGGGCUGGUCAGUUUGCUUGUGGCCAAGGCAAUGGGAGCCCCUCAAGUAGUGGUGACUGAUCUGUCUGCCUCUCGGUUGUCCAAAGCCAAGGAAGUUGGGGCUGAUUUCGUCCUCCAGAUCUCCAAGGAGAGCCCUCAGGAAAUUGCCAGUAAAGUAGAAGGUCUGCUGGGGUGCAAGCCUGAAGUCACCAUUGAGUGCACGGGGGCAGAGGCUGCCAUCCAUGCUGGCAUCUAUGCCACUCGCUCUGGUGGGACCCUGGUGCUUGUGGGGCUGGGCUCUGAGAUGACCACAGUACCCCUAGUGCACGCAGCCAUCCGGGAGGUAGAUAUCAAGGGUGUGUUUCGAUACUGCAACACGUGGCCGGUGGCAAUUUCAAUGCUUGCAUCCAAGUCUGUGAAUGUAAAGCCCUUAGUCACCCAUAGGUUUCCUCUGGAGAAAGCUCUGGAGGCUUUUGAAACAUCCAAAAAGGGAUUGGGCGUUAAAGUCAUGCUCAAGUGUGACCCCAAUGACCAGAAUCCCUGAUGUUAAUUGGGUUUUGCCCUCAUCCCCACCCUCUUAGCAUUUCAGGGCUGAUGGCUGGGCAGGAGUAGGCUUUGAUGCAGAAGUUUCUUUUGAAUGGUAAGAAUAAUUAAAAUA